AUGCCCGCCACAAACCUGCCGGAGCAUUGUGCACGAGGUGUAGCAAGCGCGGACUUCAAUGUCGGUUCGAUUCGCAUUUCAAAAGAAUUCCAACAAGAAAGUUAUAUCGUGGAGGCCAUCACCAACUGCAUUGAUCCCCAGCAGCCACUUUUCAGCGAUUCAACAAACGCGGGAGCGCAUUCUCAUACAAACCAGUCGACACUGUCACAAGCACCCGACCUGCCGUCCUCGGCCUGCACACGGCCCUCUAGUCCUUCCUCUCAUACCGACUCUCAAUACUCUACUUACAGUGCCGGCACCACUCAAGAUGAUAUCGCAAUUGGUGUCGACGAAUUUGCCGGGGGCGGUGAGGCCUGGCUGCAGCUUAAAGCUGUCGACAUACCCUCUAGUUACCAGCUUGGAAGUCUGAGCGUGAACAAUACAGUGGCACUAGAGCUCUUUCAACACUUUGAUAGGUACUACCGUCCGCACGCCAAGUUCUUGAGACCCAUACAGCACGAGACCAUGCUCUCGGCGAUCUUUGUCUGUGCCCCACUCACUAUCGAGAUGAUGCAUGCUCUCCUUUGCCUUUGCUUAUGGCCAGUCCCCAAAGUCCGCCUUUGGCAAGACUUAUCAUGGGGGUAUAUAGGUCUUGUUGUGAACUCAGCCAUGGGGCUCAACUGUCACCUGCCAUCAAACCCGCUCCUCAAUGCACAGUUGAAGAGAAAUUCUAGCCGCCGCGCCGUGCCAAACAUAGACGCUGCUGUCAGGGAUACUACUUGGCUUGCCUGCUUUGACAUAAGCACUCGACUUAGCGAGUUCUUGGGAUUUCCGUCCUCAUUCUCGUCCAAAUACCAUCUAAGCUGCAUAUCCCGUGCUCGAGACCGAGCAUUAAAGCUUCUGGGCCCGUCAGGCCACAUGAUAUUAGAAAUUCGUCGGCUCAGCUUGACUUCGAUGGCCAAGCUCGACAUGGUCACAGACUCCGCACUUCACUUUUCCCAGACACAAAGCAGCAUCAGCGAGUUGGAGCUACUGAGAAGGUCAGACCAAAAACCCUGGAGUCCCGAGACUGAACUCACUUUACAGGGCACAAAACUAUACUUAUAUGCCAUGACACUUCUAUUGCCUCCCCCAAAGGACCCCGUCAUAGCUCAGCAAGCGGCCUCUAAUCGGGACGCGGUAUUGAUCAGUGGAUUAAUGUGUGCUUCGACAAUGAUAUCAGAUAUGCUCCAGCAAAUCUAUGAUCAACCUAAUCAAGGUUCAGACAAGAAUACUUGCAGUGCAGCGUUCUGGCCAAAGACGCAAAUCAGCUAUAUGUUCUUCGCCGCCACAUUUAUUUUUCGCGUUCUUCUCUCACAUUCGAGUCUAACACCGCAGGAUAUAACCCUUGCUAUGUCACGCCUUGCAGAUGCACACGCGAUUUCCAGAAUGGAACCGUUACAUCCAGAUCGCACACGUGCUGCUGAGAUCAUUCAACGGUUGAUAGAAGUUGCGCGCGGUAACAUGAUCGAAGACUCUGGCGAAAAUGACCCCAAGUACUCACUCCCGAGGGGCCUUCUUGUCACUGGCCGCUUGGGGGCAUCAGUCAUGUUUGAUGCCGUCCUGCGGUCUGUACACCACCAGAGACAAAAGGCGCAGAGUCGAAAGUCUCAUUCAUUAAAUGAAGCUGGUAUACCUCAAACCCUUGCGCCUAUCUCUGGCACGGAGGUCCCCGCAGGCGGGGAAGGUAGUUCAAAUAUCGGGCUGAUAGGGUACCGUCAAUCUGUAGAAACCCAUGGAAAUGCACCCGACGGCUCAGGUGGAAUCGGCUUUGGCGACAAUUUUAAUUUCGGAUUCGUGGAUGCGUAUGAGUAUAUUAUGAGCACCGACUCAUCUUUUAUGCUUGAUGGCCUGGAGGACCCAGGCGGCAGGACCUGGUAA
This is a messenger RNA of Fusarium tjaetaba, 1899 nucleotides long. Its product is annotated as transcription factor SEF1. Lineage: Eukaryota; Fungi; Ascomycota; Sordariomycetes; Hypocreales; Nectriaceae. The transcript has 5 exons. The record is from RefSeq and is a predicted model, not a curated record. The coding region runs from base 1 to 1899 and encodes 632 amino acids.